Molecule: messenger RNA, 1539 nt
Organism: Penicillium pulvis
Lineage: Eukaryota; Fungi; Ascomycota; Eurotiomycetes; Eurotiales; Aspergillaceae
Product: sugar transporter family protein
Exons: 4
Coding region: 1-1539 (512 amino acids)
Biological process (GO): plasma membrane lactate transport
Cellular component (GO): plasma membrane
Molecular function (GO): secondary active monocarboxylate transmembrane transporter activity
Source: RefSeq, a predicted model, not a curated record
AUGCGAAACCAUAUGGCUGCCGGGUGGUUUUAUUCCCCCAGCCAAAUCACCAGAUACUUUGCUACACGCGUGUCCAGUCUCAAGCCACCCAAGAAUGAACUCAGAAACCCUUAUGCCAUCCUGCGCGAGCUCACAGCGCACCAAUGGCUAAUGUUCGCAGCGGGGUUUCUGGGCUGGACUUGGGAUUCAUUUGACUUCUUUACGGUUUCUAUGACUAUCACUGAGAUCUCGGAAACCUUUGGUGUUUCAUACUCAGAUGUCUCUUGGGGUAUGACGGUUACUCUUAUGCUUAGAUCGGUGGGCGCGAUUAUUUUCGGCAUCCUUGCGGAUAGAUAUGGUCGCAAGUGGCCGAUGAUCUUCAACUUGACGCUGUUCAUUGUCCUGGAACUUUGUUCUGGGUUUUGUAAUACCCUGCCCCAAUUCCUGGGUGUGCGAUCUCUAUAUGGGAUUGCUAUGGGAGGCUUAUUUGGUCCUGCAGCAGCUACUGCUCUCGAGGAUCUUCCAUAUGAAGCUCGCGGGCUACUCUCUGGAUUAUUUGAGAUGGGCUAUGCGACCGGAUACCUACUCGCUGCGGCUUUUUACCGUGCGCUCGUCCCCACUACUUCGCAUGGCUGGCGAAGCCUUUUCUGGUUUGGAGCUGGCCCGCCUGUGUUAAUUAUUCUGUUCCGGUGGUGGUUACCAGAGACCAACCAUUUCCAAGUAAUGAAAGCUGAGCGGGAAGCGCGUGCCAACGCUGUAGAUGGCCAUGCAUCUGCAAUGGGGUUCCGGAUCUUCAUCCGAGACGCUGGGCGUGCUCUUCGCGCUAACUGGGUUCUUUUCGUCUACCUCGUUGUCUUGAUGACGGGUUUCAAUUCCUGUUCGCAUGGCAGUCAGGAUUUUUAUCCGACUUUCCUCAAAGAUCAAGUCGGGAUGGAUGCGACGGACACGACAGUCAUUACGGUGGUAGGCCAGAUUGGAGCCUUGAUUGGGGGAUGCACGAUGGGGUAUAUCAGCACGUUCUUCGGUCGCCGGCUAACCAUGAUGGUAUCGUGCAUAUUUGGGGGCGCUCUCAUUCCCGCGUAUAUCCUUGUUCGCACCGAUUCGCUGAUUGCCAGUGCCUUCUUCGAGCAGUUCUUUGUUGGUGGUGUUUGGGGUCCGAUGCCUAUUCACUUAUUGGAACUUUCACCCAUUGCAUUGCGCUCGUUGAUGGUUGGUUUGACCUAUCAGCUGGGUAACUUAGGCUCGUCUGCCUCGGCGACUAUUCAGUCUAUUAUCGGUGAGCGGUUUCCGCUGCCAGCCGGUCCAGAUGGUAAUAAGCGAUUUGAUUAUGGGAAGGUGAUUGCUAUCUUCAUGGGUGCAGUGUGGGCUUUUAUGAUGUUUUUCCUGUUUUGGGGCCCGGAGAUGUCGCAAGAGGAACGCGACGAAGAAGCCGAGGCGUCAUUGCGCCUGGAGCAGUUGCGUGCGGAGGGUGUCAGUUUGGCGGAGAUUGGAAAGCAGCAGUUUGAGGCUCAAGAGGAUGGAGACAAAGUAGAGACUGCCCACAUUGAGAAUGACGUCUGA